AAAUUUGCAUCAGGAAAUGUGUGGGAACCCGUACGUUGGUGAGACGUUUCACCCAAGACCGCAAAUGGCAACCUAAUGGUGGUGCUUGAGGAAAAGACAGGAGAUCACAGGAGUCGAUAGGAUUUAUCCUCUGGGGAUAUUGGAUUUUUAAAAAAAAUAAAGAUCUGGGCCAUACAUGAUGAGAUAUUUCACAUAAUGAGUGAAAACUGAUUUGCUGGUGAGGUUAAAGGAAAAGGCGUCCUAUUGCCAAAGACAUGAGGGAACAUCCUUAGGGGAACACGAAUAUUUGCACCAAAUUCCAUAACAAUCCUGUUGAGAUAUUUCUGUCUGGCUCCAGAAUCGCAGCUAGAAAAUAAUUUUAAAGAAUCAUUAAACGUCCAUACAAACAGAAUCCAAGGAACAUUUAUUCUUCUCUUGCUCUUUGUGAUUUCAGCUGCAGAGGUAUUUUAUCACCUCUAAAGGUCAUGAAAUCUGACCUUUCUGAAGGUCAGGUCUGACCCACGCACACCCCUUGACACUAAUUCUGCCAUAAGCCACAAAUGUAAGAUAUGUUUAGUUACACUCACCCUAUUUAAGUUUAUAGUCUAUAGAGUAAAAUAUAUGUUUGUUUUAUGUUUAAAAUAUAUUUCAACCAAAAUAAAUUCAACAUAUUUACGCCGGCACUGUUUCAUGUGUAUUUUCAAAAUGGAAAUAUAGAUUCAUGCAACAUUCAUCACAUACUUUGUUUUGAUAGCCUGACGAGCAACAAUACAAGUACCAUUUAGUGUUCAUUUUUGAAAGUCAAAUUUGUCCCGCAUAGCGGCCUUCUCAACUUUGCAUGUCUGCCUGCCGCGACCUCAUCCGGCUACUGAUUACUUCAAACUGACUUUAGUGUUUUGUGUUUUCUUUUUCACUUCCCUGUGAGCUGCUGCAGCAACAGCACCAGUGUCAGUAAGUGUGCCGCCGUCAGACGGAUCCUUCUAACAUCAUGAGACGCUGCUGUGAUGGUUCACCGACUCAAAUGGACGAAAACAGGAACAUGAACAUGUGGGCCUUUAUAUUUCUGUAUAUCGUGGGACUCCACACUUGCCAGGUUACCGAAAAAGACCCCUCAACACAAAUGUAUUAUGCCAAACUGACAAUAGAGAAAAGUGCAAUCGCAAAUAUAACCAACAAACUGACGCCUUUAGUGGAUGACUCUUGCACCGUUGACAACAUUCAAAGGACAACAACCUGUAAACCUGUCUCAGCUUAUACUGAGUGCACCUGCGAGUCGGGCCACAAAUGGGGUGAUAACGUCUGUCAGUUUAAUGAGGCCUGUUGUGGCAGCGACACAUGCACCUUCCCCCAAGACUCAGCUCAUAUGUGUGUUUCAAAAACCUCAGUGUCUGUCGAAGGAUCUUUCACCAUGACAGGAUUGGACUUCAGAGAUUGUCUGGCAGACGAGAUGUCUCAGGGAUUUCAGAAUUGCAAUAAGCAAUUUUUAGACGAGAUGAAAAAGGUCUACAGCACAUUGAGGGGAUUUGACUUCCUCAAAAUUACCAAAUACCGUAUUGGGAGCAUCGUCGCGGAUUUUGAAAUGGCCAUCGCUUACGAAGUGAAUUCAGAAGACCUGAUUAACAAAUCACAAAUCCUCACCAUAUUUCUGAAUGCCUCAUUACAUCUGGAGACUACAGGCUUUGUGUAUCUAAGAAUGCCAGACAAUCCCGUGAAGUACGGCGACAAACAGGAACUCAUAUGCAAAUCGAUGCAGGAUUUCCAAAUUCAACCAGUGUGGCAGCUGAAAAAAACGGAGAGUAAAGUGUUUGUCAUAAAUAAUGGCAGGGAGGCGGCGGUGACAUCAGAACCAUACACAUCCAAACUCUCUCUCAAAAACAUAACAGAGGUCUGGGCAGGAGAGUACACAUGUGCCUACCAUCAAAGGUCAACGUCAUACGACAUAGCUCACAAAGCCAGCGCCGUAAUGGAUGUAGCCCUUCUGCCAAUCAUUCACAUCACCACAGUUCCAUCAUUUCCACGCUGUCAAAGCACAGACGAUCUGGCAGUACUAGGCAAAUGUGAGAUACGGGAAAGCAUCGAAAGCUAUACUGUGAAAUGGACAAGUCAAAACACCGAAGCCACAAUUAUUCCUCUAAAACCCGACGAGCCCCUUGAGGAAACAGUUGGUUACACGGCUCAGGCAGUGGUUGGCUGCCACCGAAUGCCGCACAAACCACAACUAACGUGCACAUUUCAUAACAGGCACAAUCAAUCGAGAAAGGCCUCGGUUGAUAUCAAUAUCAUAUACGUUGGCGAUAAGUUCUGCAGAGCUGAAGGUGAAUGGAAAGAAACCAAAGCUGGGUUCACGGCAGUGUUGAAAUGCAAGAACACAGUCGGACAAAGACGAAGGAAAUGCAAUGAUAGCGCUGCAUGGGAAGAGGAGGUAGAGGUGUGUGUGAACGUCAACGUGACGAAUGCGCUGCAACAAGCAAGCAUGGUUGACAUCGGAGUUGGCUUGUUAGACGAGAAUGUUGCGGACUUAUUUUCCCGCUUUCAGAACAUCACUAAUGAAACGGAGGCGAUCAACACUUUUUCCAACGUGCAAGCAUCAGUUGAUGUACUCGUGGUCCUGGGCUACAAGCUAAAUUCCAUCAAUAAUGACACAACAGUGGAUGACCUUCUGGACUCUUCCAGCAAUUUGAUGGCAAAGUCUCUUGCAAAAUCUUGGAACGGAACAGUUGAGGGCAAUUUGUCAUUGGCUGAGACGUAUCUGGGUUGUUUUGAGAAAUUAAUUGCGGCGUCAAACAUAACAGCUAACAAUAGAAAAACAAACAUAGAGGUAGACUCGUGUAAUAAAGAGCGGGGGUCAAUAUGUACCAACACCGCGUUCGGCGUCACCGUCAAGUUUGAUAGUGCAGACAGUGGCACGGUGAAAACGACUGGAAUCAAACAACUGGGAAAGUACUUGCCCCAAACUGAUAAGAAGUACAAGCUCAACAGCAUCAUUGUGUCGACAACCGCCGAGACGAAACAAUUGGAUUCAGUCAAGGUGGAAAUUGAUUUCAAGUUGGAGCGUGAGAGGCCUCGCAAUGUUGAGAUAAAGUGCGUCUAUUGGGACAACACCACCAGACAAUGGUCAGAAGACGGUUGCGAGUGGUCGGGCCCUUGGGGAAGUGGCGGACGCUGUAUUUGCAGCCAUUUGUCCUCGUUUGCCAUUCUAAUGGCGAGGGAACCCAUAGAGCUCGCCGGAUUGUCUGAGAUAACCUUUGUUGGACUGUCAAUAUCGGUCAUGUCCUUGGUUAUUAGUCUUGCGAUAGAAUUUACCGUCUGGAGUGCUGUGGUUAAAACGAACACCUUAUAUUUAAGGCACCUGGCCCACGUAAACAUUUCUCUAUGCUUGCUGCUGGCAGAUUGCUGUUUUUUAGCAUCUUCUAAGCCACAGAAUAUAUCGGAAACCAUGUGCAAGACGUUGGUGGUGUUGAAGCAUUUCUGUUACUUGUCCAUGUUCUUUUGGAUGUUGUGUCUGAGCAGCACGCUUCUUCAUCAAGCAGUAUUCCUGUUCCACAUUGUGAGCAAGAAAGACUACCUGAGGUUCUCAUUGAUCCUGGGCUAUGCAUGUCCGUUGAUUAUUGUUGUGCUCACAUUUCUUCUGUGCAAUGGCGGUACUGAAAGCUUGUACUACAACAGUGACACCUGUUGGCUGGUGUACAAUGGACUAUUUAAAGGGUCCCUCCAUUCGUUUCUCGUACCAGUUGGCAUAAUUGUUUUCCUCAACGUGUUCUCCAUGCUGGUGGUGAUCAUGAAGCUUUUGGACCACCCCAAAUCCACAGAAACGCGUUGUGAAAAAGAGAGAAUGGCUGCCAAAACUAUCAUGAGGACGGUCAUUCUGCUGACCCCGAUCUUUGGCGUCACUUGGAUCUUCGGAUUUGGUGUAACAUUUUUCGACCUCUCAUCCGGAGACUUGGCCUCUGUGGCCAAUUAUGCCUUUAGCCUGUUGAACUCAUUCCAGGGCCUGUUCAUUUUGUUAACCACCUGCCUGGGGGACACACAGACCCGUGAAGCACUGCUGAAUCGUUUCCAGAAAAAAGUUGAUUCAUCCAUCAGUGAAAGCUCCACAAAGUUGGACACGACAUGAAAGAAAUCUCAAACGUGUACUCUUUAAAAUCACAACAAACUCCUACUGCAUGAUCACACGAGACCACGGAUAAUAGCAUAGUAAACGUCAUUUAUCUAUGAUGUUGAUAUUUUAGUUUUGUUUAACAUGGUUUAUACAAAUUGUUUAGUGGAUUUGUUUUUGACAGGAAAACAAAUUGUACAGCUGUAUUCUAUAUAUUAUAUGUUUAUAUUAUAUGUUUUUCAUUGCACUGGAAUACUACAGCAAAGCUCGACGCCGAGUUGGGCCUACGUCUGAAUGGUCCUCUUAGAGAUCAGGUUUUCUUCAUUUUCUUUGCCAUGCUCUGACCACUUCUCAUCCGUGUCAUCCAUUAUAAUCCCUUUCUGGGCUGCCAUCAUGCGGUAGGACUGGCACUCGACCUCCGCGCUGCAACAUUCAAAAACAGGGCAAUUUUACUUAACGACGGAUGUAAAAAGUUACUGCAUAGAUAGGUUUGUCGGGAGAGUGGGUUUGAAAGAAAAGAUUUUCAUUUAAAGUCAAUUAAAGAGAAAGAGUGUGGUAAUCAUGGACUGUGAUUCACAGCGUGAAAUACUAUCUGGGCUCCGUUUCCUACGUUUUAAGGAACCGAACGCAGUCCUGGUGCCCGUAUAUCUCGGCUAUCCGCGCUGGUUUGUCUCCAUAGCAGUCCUCCUUGUCGAUGGGGGCGUGGGAGGAGUGCAGCAGCCGCAGCACGGCCAGCCGGCCAGACUCGGCGGCAAAGUGAGCAGGAGUCCAUCCGUAGUCCGUCCUCAGACACGGCCUUGCUCCAUGCUCAAUGAGGAUCCUGACCGUCUCUGUAAAUCCUGUGGAAAAAAGGCAAACACAGUGUGAUCUGACACAUGCAUUUAACAACCUGUUGGUUUUAUUAUCCAACCUGUUAAAAAAAAAGAAGAAGAUACAACACGUCCUGCACAUAAGCAGAUGUUCGAAAUGAAAACACAGCACAGUAAAUAUCUACACUAGUUGGGCUCCUUUGCCAUUUUACUUUAAACAAUGUAUCAGAUAUAUCUCUUAUUUCUUUGCAAAUUAGAUAGUUGGUAAUAGACAUAUUUCAAAUGAUAAGUUAACUAUAAAAUGUAUCUGUAAUUUGUAGCCUACUGAAUUUGUGUUUUUGUCAUUGCAACAAGAUAUGUGGGGACCUUUCUACCACUUCCUGUUCAUUUACAACGAAAGACAACACCCUGAUUUAUGAAAAGGGUAACUAAUGUGCGGAUUGAUAUAUUUCAUGUGAUGUUGUGGCUUGUGUGUGUAGAGGUGAGGAAGUGAAUAUGUGAAGAACAUUCAACACUUUAAAUAAUAUAUAUAUAAAAAAAAAUAAACUUAAUGAACAGACUUAA
Messenger RNA from Scophthalmus maximus (turbot), 5448 nucleotides. It is a transcript of the gene adgrf3a, whose product is annotated as adhesion G protein-coupled receptor F3a. Bases 968 to 4093 code for a protein of 1041 amino acids. Lineage: Eukaryota; Metazoa; Chordata; Actinopteri; Pleuronectiformes; Scophthalmidae. Gene Ontology annotation, biological process: G protein-coupled receptor signaling pathway; cell surface receptor signaling pathway. The record is from RefSeq and is a predicted model, not a curated record. Gene Ontology annotation, molecular function: G protein-coupled receptor activity. Gene Ontology annotation, cellular component: membrane. The transcript is spliced from 18 exons.